ACCUGUGAACCGUUUUCCUCAUUUUCUUUUUCCAUUCCAGAGCCACUCAGUACUCAUGCAUGUUGCUUAGCUAUUUGUUAGAGCAUAAGGCUGAUAAGGAGAAGCUGGUAAUGAAACUCAAGCAGUUGGAGUCUAGCAUGAGCUCUGGCCGUAAAAUGUUCAGACUGGGUAAUAUGGUGCACGCCAUGGUGGCAGCCCGGAGAACCGCGCAGUUGCCAGAUGUGGUUCCUCGCUUCUGCCUUACCGCUUCCAACGUGACCCGGGCCCUGUACUUCGUCUGCGACGGAGUCCUGUGGCUCAGGAGUGUUGGUCUCCAGCCCGACGCCGAUAAGCAGAAGUGGCACAAUUGGGCUACCAAGUUUUACUACUUUUCACUGCUGAUGAAUCUCGCCAGAGACUGGUACGAAAUCUACUGGAGGUUGGAGGAAGCGAUCCUGAAAAAAAGGAUGAAAGAAAAUUCUUCCUGGGACAAAGAAGAUCAGGAACUCAACUGCUGGAAAGCUGACAGCUUACCAUCUUUUCUCCUCCUGCUGUUUCAGAUAUUGAAAAGACAUCCUCCUUUGCUGCUAGACAUGGUGAAGAACCUGUGUGAUCUCUCUGGUCCUUUGGAUACACUAGGAAUCUACAAAACCAAUUCAGGAGUGAUUGGUUUUUGUGGCCUCGUCUCCUCUCUGGUGGGGAUCCUCACGCUAGCAAGCCCACACCUGAAACUGAAACAGUGACAUAAAAGGAGCCACGUAGUGUGCAAUGAGCCAAUAACUU
Molecule: messenger RNA, 762 nt
Organism: Tinamus guttatus (white-throated tinamou)
Lineage: Eukaryota; Metazoa; Chordata; Aves; Tinamiformes; Tinamidae
Gene: PEX11A
Product: peroxisomal biogenesis factor 11 alpha
Biological process (GO): peroxisome fission
Cellular component (GO): peroxisomal membrane
Source: RefSeq, a predicted model, not a curated record